Molecule: messenger RNA, 757 nt
Organism: Nelumbo nucifera (sacred lotus)
Lineage: Eukaryota; Viridiplantae; Streptophyta; Magnoliopsida; Proteales; Nelumbonaceae
Product: Zim17-type zinc finger protein
Biological process (GO): protein import into mitochondrial matrix; protein folding; protein stabilization
Cellular component (GO): mitochondrion
Molecular function (GO): zinc ion binding; protein-folding chaperone binding
Source: RefSeq, a predicted model, not a curated record
UGCGUCUAUCGAAUAGCGUGCGGAUGGAGACUGAAGAGUGAAGACGGAGUGGAGUAGUCUAGUCGACCAUUCAUUCCUCUCCCUCUCUUUUCUAGUUCCCGCAUCAAGGAGGAAUGGCUGCAACGGUCACUCCCGCCAUUUCUCUUCUGAUUCAGCCCAACACUGUCCAGCCUCGUCAAGCUACCAUUCUUGCUCCCACCCGCAACUUCCUCAGAUUUAACCCUGAAUCAAGGAAGAUUGUCAUCUUCCCCAGUUCGCGAAUUCUUUCUCAUCGAGCAGUGUCAGUAGUGCAGAAGCGGCGGCGAGCAUUAGAGGACGAUAUCGCUGAACUACCUCCACCUGAAGAAAACUAUAUAGAUGAUACAUCUCUAAGGGAACCAACCAUUGACAUAAAGCUCCCCAGGAGAAGUUUGCUUGUACAGUUUACGUGCAACGCCUGUGGUGAAAGAUCGCAACGUCUGGUGAACAGAUUAGCCUAUGAACGAGGAACUGUUUUUGUACAGUGUGCAGGGUGUCUCCAGCAUCACAAAUUAGUUGACAAUCUUGGCCUUGUUGUUGAGUAUGACUUGCGAGAGGAUAUAAGCACAGAGACAACUGCUGAUCAAGUAUGACGUGUGGCAUCAGUAUUCAGUGUUAAGCAUAUCAUUCUGAUCCUUUUUUUUUUUGUGAAACUGUAAAGUAUAAAAGUUUCGGUUCUUCAGCAAUGGUGAUUGUAACUUAAAUACCUUUUGGCCCUCAACAUGCACAGUUCAGCUCA